This is a messenger RNA of Paramacrobiotus metropolitanus, 1567 nucleotides long. RefSeq lists its product as uncharacterized. The annotation marks the transcript as partial. The record is from RefSeq and is a predicted model, not a curated record. NCBI's taxonomy places the organism in Eukaryota, Metazoa, Tardigrada, Eutardigrada, Parachela, Macrobiotidae. The transcript has a single exon.
AUGGGUGAAGAUGCACUCGCGCCCAUGAAUGCGGACACUUUGGAGUCCUUGCGCAGCAAGCAUCCGCCGGAACCACAAGACAGCGAUUAUCCACCUCCACCUGAACAGUCGCAUAAGCCGUCCCUAGCUACACCCGCCGAAGUUUUGAAAGCCGUGCUAAGUUUCCCUUCAGGUUCUGCUGGUGGUUGUUCAGACCUACGGCCACAACAUCUAAAGGAUUUAUUGUGUGGGCCUGGAGCUGAGGAAGGUGAAUUGUGUUCCGCUCUGACUGACUUCGUGAAUCAUGUACUGCAUAAUGAAGUCCCUGAGGAUAUCAGGCCCUUCUUCUUCGGCGCCAACCUAAUCCCAUUGGCCAAAAAGGACGGCGGUAUACGUCCCAUUGCCGUUGGAGAAACCCUCAGACGUUUAGUUUCGAAAGUUGUUAGCCAGAGGUGCUCUGACAAAAUGAAAGAACUGUGUAAUAAGGUUCAGUUUGGUUUUGGAAUCAAGGGCGGAGCCGAGGCUAUCAUCCACGGGGUGCGCGCCUAUUUGGAAACUCCUCACUCGGGGGCACGGGUAAUUGUCAAACUCGAUUUCAAAAACGCAUUCAACCUGUUAAGACGUGACGAGCUGUUACGGGCUGUCCGUGAACAUUUUCCUGCUUACUACGGCUACUUUUGGCAGUCAUACCGAUUCAGUAGUCAUUUGGUCUGCGGAGAAGAGUUGUUGUCAUCCGCCCGGGGAGUGCAACAGGGUGAUCCGUCAGGCCCCUUUGGAUACAGCCUAGCCACGUUACCGUUGUUCACUGAUCUGGAUUGUGAGUUGUUCUUGGCAUUCCUUGAUGAUGUUACAUUAGCGGGAACCGUGGAAAAAGUAAUGGCGGCCAUUAAGCGAAUAGAAGAACGAGCAGCAAAGUUAGGCCUGGAAUUGAACUUCAGCAAGUGCGAAUUUUUCCCAGUUGUGACGAGUGAUGAAGAUGAAUCAUUAAUCCGGACAUCCCUGUUGAGCAGCUGGCCAGACAUGAUACAGCUGAACGCGGACAAUUUCACCUUAUUAGGAGCGCCUAUGACCUCGUCGGCAUGUGCGGGAUUUUUGGCUAGUAGAACGGAACUACUUAAGAAAUUCGUACAUCGUUUGGAGAAAUUGCCAGCCCAUUACAGCCUUUUUCUCCUCAAGAACUGCCUGAGCAUUCCAAAAGUGCUAUACGGUUUGCGUACUUCACGUUGUUAUGAACAUCCUCAGUUUCUCAAAGAAUACGACGACACGCUGCGGUUGGGGGUUGAGCGGUUGGUCAAUGUAAAGAUAUCUGAACUGCAGUGGACUCAGAUGUCUCUUCCAGUACGGCGGGGAGGUUUGGGAACGCGCCGCACAGAGACAUUAGCUGUCUGUGCCUAUUUGGCAUCGGUGUACUCUGUGCAGCCCAUCGUUUCUGAAUUUUACCAGUCAACUGAAGAGUGUCUAACGAGAGCAGCUAUGGAGUCCUGGUUACAGCAUACGCAAUGCGAGAUCCCGGCUGAUUUCAUUCGGAAGUUUCAGUACGCAUGGGAUGCACCAAUGAUUGAGCGCGACAUUGCCAUGCUGAUGUUGU